This is a messenger RNA of Vicia villosa (hairy vetch), 1083 nucleotides long. RefSeq lists its product as uncharacterized. The transcript is spliced from 4 exons. The coding region runs from base 1 to 828 and encodes 275 amino acids. The record is from RefSeq and is a predicted model, not a curated record. Lineage: Eukaryota; Viridiplantae; Streptophyta; Magnoliopsida; Fabales; Fabaceae.
AUGAAAAUUUCAUUUAUGUUAUGUUUAACUUCAACUCUUAAGAAAUACGUCGUUCUUACAAGAUCAUUCAUGAAAACCCUAUUUCGUUCAUCGUUUCCCCUUCCAUCAUCAACGAGCUGUGAAUCGAAAACCUGCAUCGAGCGAAAACCUUUCCUUCAUCAUCGAGCGAAAACUUUUCCUUCAUCAUCGAGCGAAAGCGAAAAUGAACGGGGAAGACGAUCGUUAGCAUCACCUUCACACAAGACAUUCAUCAUCAAGAAUAAGCUCGCCAAGAAGCAGAGGCAGAACAGACAACACCAUCAGACUGCAUUUAAAGAAAAGGCUGGAGAUGGUGUCGAGACGUUAGAUGGAGGGACGAUUAAUGAGAUAUGGACAGAUUGUGCUGGGGGUCGUAGUCGUGGUCGGGUCUAUGGAACGACUGAUUUAGCUAUCAAUCUGAAGAAAGGAUCCACAAACUUUGUCAAACCAGCUAAAAGUUCUCGUGGAUCGAUGUUUAGGACAUCCUUGGAAUCAGAGAGAGCAGCUAGAGUUAGAGCUGAACAAGUGGCUGAGGCUACCGCAGCUCGACUCCAAGAGGCAACCGAAGCUAUUCGGGUUUCAAAUGAGGCUGCUCGGAGGGCAGAAGAACAAGUUAAAAUGGCUACCGAGUUUGCUAAGAAGAUGGAGUCUGAGUUUGAUAAGAAGAUGGAACGUGAAACCAAUGCUUUUAAGGCAUUUAUUAUGAAAACAAUUGGUACUAGACAUGGUGGAUCCACUAGUGGCGUCAUUCCACCGUCAAAUCCUCACUAUGAUGAAGAUUUGGAUGACCAAUUUUUAGACGAACCUUGAUCAUGCAGUGCUUAGUAGAAGUAGUUUUUGGGGCUGUUUUUUUGUUGUAGUUUGAUCGUUUUUGGGGCUACAAAUUAGAACUCGGAUGUAUUUUUAUAGGAUAUGAUCUUUAAUGUAUACCGAGUGUUUGGGGCUGUUUCUUGUUGUAGCCAUGACUACGGUAUUUUGUAGUUUCUAUCUACUUUGUAAUAGUUGGAUAAUUGUUACUUUGAAUAUGCUUAUGAUGUCAAAAAAUUAUAUCGUUUUGCAUAUAAA